Molecule: messenger RNA, 1302 nt
Organism: Penicillium olsonii
Lineage: Eukaryota; Fungi; Ascomycota; Eurotiomycetes; Eurotiales; Aspergillaceae
Source: the annotation of a GenBank genome assembly
AUGAGUAAUACGGAUUUCCUAGGUCGUGCGAUCGACACGGUGAAGAAGGCUAUCGAGGAUGACAACAACGGCGAGUACGAAAAGGCUUAUCAGACAUACUACUCCGCACUGGAGUUGUUCAUGUUGGCCUUGAAGUGGGAAAAGAACCCCAAGUCGAAGGAAAUGAUCCGCUCGAAGGCCGGCGAGUAUAUGGAUCGCGCAGAGAAGCUCAAGAACCACCUGGCAGAAGAUCGCAAAAAGCCCAGCGCAGUAGGCGCAAAUGGCAAGGUGGCGCAGGGCAACGGGAAAGGAGGGAAGGAAGAUGACGACAACGGCGAAGAUGCAGACGCCAAGAAGCUUCGGAACGCGCUGCAGGGCGCUAUCCUGUCAGACAAGCCAAAUGUCAAGUGGGAGGAUGUUGCCGGAUUGGAAAAUGCAAAGGAAGCAUUGAAGGAGGCUGUCAUUCUCCCCAUCAAGUUCCCGCACUUGUUUACCGGCAAGCGUCAACCCUGGAAGGGUAUCCUGCUUUACGGGCCCCCAGGUACAGGAAAGUCUUACCUCGCCAAAGCUGUCGCAACAGAGGCAAACAGCACAUUCUUCAGUGUCAGCAGUAGUGACCUGGUCUCGAAGUGGAUGGGUGAGAGUGAAAGACUCGUCAAGCAACUGUUUAACAUGGCUCGUGAGAACAAGCCGGCAAUCAUCUUCAUUGACGAAGUCGAUGCGCUGUGCGGACCCCGUGGCGAAGGAGAGUCCGAGGCCUCGCGGCGUAUCAAGACCGAGUUACUUGUACAAAUGGACGGUGUCGGCAACGACUCCAAGGGCGUUCUCAUCCUGGGCGCUACCAAUAUCCCCUGGCAACUCGAUGCUGCCAUUCGGCGACGUUUCCAGCGCAGAGUCCACAUCAGCUUGCCGGAUGUCAACGCCCGUGCAAAGAUGUUCUCCCUCGCCGUUGGCUCGACACCCUGCCAAAUGAGCCAGGCCGACUACCGCCAGUUGGCGGAUUUGAGCGAGGGCUACUCCGGUAGUGAUAUCAGUAUUGCCGUACAGGACGCCCUGAUGCAGCCAAUUCGCAAGAUUCAAGGAGCAACACAUUAUAAGAAGGUCCUCGUUGAAGGCGCAGAGAAGCUCACUCCCUGCUCGCCUGGGGAUGCUGGAGCAGUGGAGAUGAGCUGGCUCAACGUGGAAGCAGAUCAACUCCUGGAACCACCUCUGGUUCUCAAAGAUUUCAUCAAGGCUGUCAAGAACUCCCGUCCCACUGUCAGCGGUGAGGACCUUACUAGGAACUCAGAAUGGACCCAAGAGUUCGGCAGUGAAGGUGCCUGA